Molecule: messenger RNA, 3617 nt
Organism: Olea europaea var. sylvestris
Lineage: Eukaryota; Viridiplantae; Streptophyta; Magnoliopsida; Lamiales; Oleaceae
Product: 26S proteasome non-ATPase regulatory subunit 1 homolog A-like
Exons: 13
Coding region: 139-3096 (985 amino acids)
Biological process (GO): regulation of protein catabolic process; proteasome-mediated ubiquitin-dependent protein catabolic process
Cellular component (GO): proteasome complex; nucleus; proteasome storage granule
Molecular function (GO): enzyme regulator activity
Source: RefSeq, a predicted model, not a curated record
UCCCAAGAAACCCCUAAUUCAGCCAUCACCACUCAUCUACCUCCAUCUUCCUCUCUCAGAUCCAAACCCUAAUUUCUAUUAAAAUUCAAAUCUCCUUUUUAAAAAUUGACAAAUUUAAAUAUAAUUUCUGAAGCUGAGAUGGCGGCAGCCGCGACGAUGGUGAGCUCGGCGGGAGGUUUAUUGGCGAUGCUGAACGAGACUCACCCGGCGCUUAAGUUACACGCACUUUCAAAUCUCAACGCCUUUGUUGAUUACUUCUGGCCCGAGAUUUCCACCUCCGUACCCAUAAUAGAAAGUUUAUAUGAAGAUGAAGAGUUUGACCAAAGACAACUGGCAGCAUUACUUGUUUCAAAGGUUUUUUAUUAUCUGGGUGAACUUAAUGACUCCUUAUCCUAUGCCCUUGGAGCUGGCCCUCUAUUUGAUGUUUCAGAGGAUUCAGACUAUGUUCAUACCCUACUUGCUAAAGCAAUAGAUGAAUAUGCCAAUUUCAAGACUAAGGCUGCUGAAGGGAAUGAUGAAUCUGUGGUGGUGGAUCCUAGACUGGAGGCAAUUGUUGAGAGAAUGCUUGAUAAAUGUAUAUUAGAUGGAAAAUAUCAACAAGCAAUUGGAAUGGCCAUUGAAUGCCGAAGACUGGAUAAGCUCGAGGAAGCAAUUAUAAAGAGUGACAAUGUUCAUUCAACUAUUAAUUAUUGCAUUGAUAUCUGUCAUUCGUUUGUUAAUCGAAGAGAAUAUCGACGAGAGGUGCUUCGUCUUCUUGUUGAAGUAUUCUGGCAAUUGCCUUCUCCAGAUUAUUUAAGCAUAUGCCAACGCCUCAUGUUUCUGGAUGAACCGGAUGGUGUUGCAAAUAUAUUGGAAAAAUUACUACGAUCAGAUAAUAAGGACGAUGCUUUGCUUGCAUUUCAGAUAGCCUUUGAUCUUGUGGAGAAUGAGCACCAAGCUUUCCUUUUGACAGUGAGGGAGAGGUUGUCAAGUCCCAAAUUACAAUAUUCGGAGUCUGUGCAGUCAGGCUCUUCAGAACCAGAUUCUGUACGAGAUCGAAAUGCCACCUCAACAGAAGACGUUCAAAUGACGGAUGGAACUCAAGUAGAUAAUAGUGCGCUACAUACUGAUCCAAAUGAAGCAAUUUAUGCUGAGAGGUUGACAAAAAUCAGAGGAAUUUUGUCAGGAGAGACGUCUAUACAGUUGGCUCUGCAAUUUUUAUACAGUCAUAACAAGUCAGAUCUUCUUACACUGAAGACAAUAAAACAGUCUGUUGAGAUGAGAAACAGCGUCUGCCAUAGUGCAACUAUAUAUGCUAAUGCAAUUAUGCAUGCUGGAACAACUGUGGAUACGUUCCUCAGGGAGAAUCUGGACUGGCUGAGCAGGGCAACUAAUUGGGCUAAAUUCAGUGCGACAGCAGGACUGGGUGUCAUACACAGGGGCCAUCUGCAGCAAGGAAGAUCAUUGAUGGCACCUUACUUGCCACAGGGUGGGGCAGGUGGCGGUGGCAGUCCAUACUCAGAAGGUGGAGCAUUGUAUGCUUUGGGUUUAAUUCAUGCAAACCAUGGGGAGGGCAUCAAACAAUUUCUUCGAGAUAGCCUAAAAAGUACCAAUGUUGAGGUUAUUCAGCAUGGGGCAUGCCUAGGUCUUGGUUUGGCAGCUUUAGGCACUGCCGACAAUGAUGUCUUUGAUGACAUAAAAAAUGUGCUGUACACGGACAGUGCUGUUGCUGGUGAAGCUGCUGGUAUUAGUAUGGGUUUACUGAUGGUUGGAACUGCAAGUGAGAAGGCUGGUGAAAUGCUUGCUUAUGCGCAUGAGACACAACAUGAAAAGAUUAUCAGGGGUUUGGCAUUGGGAAUAGCACUUACAGUCUAUGGAAGAGAGGAGGAAGCUGAUACACUGAUUGAGCAAAUGACACGGGAUCAAGACCCUAUAUUGCGUUAUGGUGGCAUGUAUGCAUUAGCAUUGGCAUACAGGGGAACUGCUAACAAUAAGGCCAUUCGCCAAUUGCUACAUUUUGCUGUGUCAGAUGUGAGCGAUGAUGUCAGGCGGACUGCUGUCCUGGCUCUUGGGUUUGUCUUGUACUCUGAUCCAGAUCAGACUCCUCGGAUCGUUUCCCUGUUAUCUGAGUCUUACAACCCGCAUGUUCGGUAUGGUGCAGCAUUGGCAGUUGGAAUUUCAUGUGCAGGUACUGGUCUCAGUGAGGCCAUAUCAUUGCUAGAGCCUCUGACAUCAGAUGUCGUUGAUUUUGUUCGUCAAGGUGCUCUAAUUGCAAUGGCCAUGGUGAUGGUCCAAAUCAGUGAGGCCAGUGAUUCGCGUGUUGGUGCAUUUAGACGACAAUUGGAAAAAAUUAUUCUUGAUAAGCAUGAAGACACCAUGAGCAAGAUGGGUGCUAUUUUAGCUUCUGGCAUCCUUGAUGCCGGUGGAAGGAAUGUGACCAUAAAGUUACUGUCCAAGACAAAACAUGACAAAAUUACUGCUGUUGUUGGUCUUGCUGUGUUCAGCCAGUUUUGGUACUGGUACCCGCUUAUAUAUUUUAUUAGCUUGGCAUUUUCACCCACUGCUUUUAUUGGUCUGAACUAUGACCUUAAAGUGCCAAGAUUUGAGUUCCUAUCACAUGCAAAGCCAUCGCUGUUUGAGUAUCCCAAGCCAACUACUGUACCCACCACCACUUCAGCUGUCAAGCUUCCUACAGCUGUUUUAUCAACAUCAGCAAGAGCCAAGGCCAGGGCUAGUAAGAAAGAGGCAGAAAAGGGAAAACCAAGUGAUAAGGAUGGGGAUUCCAUGCAGCUAGAGAAUCCUGCAGAUAAGAAGGCAGAACCAGAGCCAUCGUUUGAAUUGUUGACCAACCCUGCCAGGGUGGUUCCUGCUCAAGAAAAAUUCAUCAAAUUUCUUGAAGAAAGCAGAUAUGUGACAGUGAAGUCAGCGCCCUCAGGAUUUGUGCUUUUAAAAGAUCUACGUCCCAAUGAACCUGAAGUAUUGUCUCUCACUGAUACACCCUCAUCUGCAGCAGCAUCGAAUGCUGGUGGAUCAGUCACUGGGCAACAGGGCUCAGCCUCAGCAAUGGCUGUUGAUGAGGAGCCCCAGCCGCCACAGCCAUUUGAAUACACAUCGUGAUUUAUUUAUUUUUUAUCAAAAAAGUUCGAAUCCAUUGGAAUGUUAAUUUCUUGUAAGCAUACAUGGGGAACCUGUGAUGUUUGUGGGGUGGGGGGCGGGGGACCAGAGCAUUUAUUGGAUCACUAUCCUGUGAUUAUCUAGAGUUUCUCUCCUACGUCAGGUGAGAUAGCGAAUUUAUCACUUUUACUUUCGCUGUCGACUUCUUGCUUGUAUCCUCCGGGUAUUUUCACAUGUUCACAAGGUGGGGGAAAGAAUGGAAUCGUUAAGAAACUUCUGUUGCACAUUUCGUUUGCUAUAAUUUUAUCAUCCUAAAUUGUGAAAAUAUAAUGUGAACUCUUGCAAUUGUAUUGUUCAGAGCUGUUCCAAGUUUCCAGGCGACUGGGAUUUAUUUUUUCUUUUCGAUUUUUGCUCUCCAUAGGUUUGGUAACAAUUUCUGUUCACGGAAACUGAACCAGGACUGUUGUAAGACAUAUUUUUGUUUUUCGCUUGCUUAAAAACUUCUGGCCUGUGCAUUGUGCUUA